AGUUUCUCUCUGCUUCCUGUCAGCUUGGUUGUCCUGCAUGGUGACGGCUGUGGUCCCAAACAAACUAGAUGGCAUCCGAGACACUCUACAAAGUGGGCGAUGCGGAGGAGGCCCUGCUGAAGAAGGAAACCCUCAACGUGUUGAAUGCUCUCAAUCAGAUGUCGAAGCCCUUUCCAAACCCCAAGUCUAUGAACAGGACCGUCACUACCAAGGGACUCCCACUUUCCUCAAGGGGCAGUUUGGUUAACUUCUCAGAGGAAGAUGCCAUCAAUCUACCGAAGCAGAUGCCAAUGGAGGAUUCUGAAUGCAGCUCCGAUGACACCAGCAUCUCCCCCAUGUCAUCCACCUUGUUGAAUCCCAUCAAAUUGGCCGUGACCCAGCCCAAUAGCAGCUUCUUUGCAGGGAUGCUGGAGGGCGAGCUGAACAAACUCAGCUUCUCCUCGAUGGCCAAGAGUACAGAAAAGGGGGACCUGGCCCUCCGCCCCCAAUCGAAGUCCCAAAUUGCCCCCGGGGGCCUGCUGGACCUUGACAACCCUGAGGUGGACACAGACACCUCCUCGACACCCUCGGGGUCCUCUGUGGUCUUGGAUGUGCCGGAGGCGCCCUUCAUCUGUGAACACACGGUCAGCGAUUCCACGGCUGUGAUUUCCUGGACCUAUGCUCCGGGCAAGCAGCAGGUCAGUUUCUACCAGGUCCUGUUGCAGGAGGUGGUCAGGAAAAAUGGCACUGAGGUGCUAAAGGCAAAGAAUCGCCCAUGGAUCUUCAAUAAGAUCUUGGGCACCACUGUCAAGUUGAUGGAGCUGAAGCCUAACACGAGUUACUGCCUCACCGUCCGUGCAGCCAACACCGCUGGGGUGGGGAAGUGGUGCAAGCCCUACAAGUUUGCAACUGUGGCCACUGACUUGAAUAGCUUCCCCGAGAACAACCCCAUCCAGAUCACCGUGCAGCGCAGGGAACCCCAGCGGAAAACCGUGUCCAUCGGGCUGGAGGACAUGCGGAGGCUAGAAGAUCUGGAAUACCUCUUUCCCUACUAAGGGGGAGGGCCCCAGGAAGCCCCUCGCCUACCUUCAGCUUUGGUCCAGGGCCCUUCAGAUCCAGAACCAUGAAAUGUACCACCAGUACCAAGCCAGGGAACCACUGACCACACUGCCGGUCCCGGGCCCGGGGCCGAGGCUAGACAGGAGCUCCACGUACCUGGAGACACCGCAAGCCAGGCCAGAUCAGCCUCCACUGCCUGUGGCUGCUAGGCUUCCUUCCCCAGAUCUGGGCUGGUCCAGGUCCCUCAUUAAAACCUGCAGGUCAC
Messenger RNA from Hippopotamus amphibius kiboko, 1303 nucleotides. It is a transcript of the gene FNDC8, whose product is annotated as fibronectin type III domain containing 8. Gene Ontology annotation, cellular component: nucleus. The coding region runs from base 69 to 1034 and encodes 321 amino acids. The transcript is spliced from 4 exons. The record is from RefSeq and is a predicted model, not a curated record. NCBI's taxonomy places the organism in Eukaryota, Metazoa, Chordata, Mammalia, Artiodactyla, Hippopotamidae. Gene Ontology annotation, molecular function: protein binding.